This is a messenger RNA of Aureobasidium pullulans EXF-150, 676 nucleotides long. RefSeq lists its product as uncharacterized. NCBI's taxonomy places the organism in Eukaryota, Fungi, Ascomycota, Dothideomycetes, Dothideales, Saccotheciaceae. The transcript is spliced from 3 exons. Bases 1 to 327 code for a protein of 108 amino acids. The record is from RefSeq and is a predicted model, not a curated record.
AUGGGUGUCCCUUUUGAAGCUCUGCUGCCUUAUGGCAUCUGUCUUGCCUUCUUCGGCAUCACCGGCGCCGGUCUCUCAAAGAUCAGAAACAUUCAGAACGGUGGCAAGCGCGCCAGACACUCCAUCGAUCAGUGGGACAGACAAAGUGCGCAAUUCUCCAUCUCCCGCGACCAUCAAUGUCCCGGAAAUACUGACCGAGGACCCACUACAGUGAUGGACCGCGACCGUCGCUUGACAGGCUGGCUCAGAGGCCAGGUCGACCGCCCUAUCGCUCCCGCCGGCUUCGAAUACAGCAAUGGAUGGAGAGUCGAGAAGAACUUGCACUAGACGCUACAAUACACGCCAACCAUACCCCCGAUUCGUCUUGUACAUUUUCCCCGGCGUACCCUUUAUGCUACACGCUCUUCCCGAAUACCAAUUUCUUGUUUCCGUUCAAUCCAUGCCGAGCUUUUCGUCACGCAUAACCCGAGAGAGAAACGUAUAUGUGAAUAAGGGCGGGAAACAAACAAUUACGCAAACCGAUUGUGCUAGAUUGCGACCACCAAUCCGCUGCUUGUUCGUGAGAUAUCGAUCCUGUUAUUUUGAAAGGCCUCGUCUUGAUACAUGCCAAACGAGGUAGGUUUGUGUUUACUUUCCCAGACAAGACGGUUUCUUAUAAUACCUCUCAUAUCAUCCU